GUGGUGAGCACGCACGGCAUGGGGGUGCCUUUGGCGUCCGCCUUGUCGGAGUUAAGGCAGGAAGCACAUUGUGACGUCGAAGACAUGGCACCCUUCGGAGUAGGAUGUGACCCAGAAUCGGCUGCGAGGUUUGUUUGUCGCGUUCGACUUUUCAAGCUCGCUUCAACAUGCAGCAGGCGGGGCCGAAAUGAGCGAACGUGUUGGCUUUUGCGAUGUUCAUUCAAGGUAACAGGGCCCCAGAUGUUGUGAUCAACCUAGCUGGGGAUGAACCAUCGAAACAGCGACGGAUGGUAUGCAUAGCUUUUUCACCACCUACUCUAUCCGCAGCACUGGGGGAGGGGCAUCGUUUUUUUUGGUAUGACGCCUUGUGGCUUCAAAUGGCAAAUGGCCAGGAACCACUUGCGGCAGCGGUACGCCAACCAUCCAUCCGUUGACUCAAGAACAUUGCUUUGAAGCACUCCCACCACGACUACUGCCGUUUAGCUUUGAUGCAGGGUACGGCUCGACGCACAUGGCGCGAAUCGUGGGGCAGAAGAAGGCCAGGGAGAUCUGGUUCCUGUGCAGAUACUACUCCGCUAAGGAGGCCCUUGACAUGGGGCUGGUCAACACGGUCGUGCCUCUCGACGCGCUAGAGCUGGAGACCUUGAAGUGGUGCCGACGAAUAGUCCAGAACAGCCCUACGGCGAUAUCGUGCCUGAAGGCGGCCCUCAACGCCGACGAGGACGGACAGGCGGGCGUCAUGCAGCUCGCUGGCAACGCGACGCGGCUCUUCUACCUCUCCGAGGAGGGCAAGGAGGGCAAGAACGCCUUCCUCGAGAAGCGAAAACCCGAGUUCCGGAAGCUGCUCACUUCCAAGUUGUGACCCCACGCAUGAGUUGCUGCUGCCGGUUUUCGUCCUUUGGGAUGAUUGCACAGCAGGAAGCGAGAGGAGAGAGCUGGGUGUCCGAGGGAUUCUUAAGGCUGAUCGCUUCCAAGUUGAGACCCGACGCAUCUGUUCGUUCUCUGGAAUGACCGCACAGCAGGGAGAGAGAGAGAGAAAGAGAGAGCUGGGCGUCCGAGGAGUUCCGAAAACUGUUCACUUUGUUGUGUUUUGGCCCGAUACGCCGCGGCGUGCCCCCU
Molecule: messenger RNA, 1119 nt
Organism: Ectocarpus siliculosus
Lineage: Eukaryota; Phaeophyceae; Ectocarpales; Ectocarpaceae
Source: the annotation of a GenBank genome assembly